UUAAUUUUUUAUAAUUCACAUUUUGUACAUCAUAAUAAAAAAUGAUUUUUUCAGUAAAAAAUCUGAAGAUAACUUGAAAAAAAUCAUCACAAUAUUCUCAAAUAUAUAAUAUCAAUAUCAAUAGAUUUUUAGAGUCUAAUAUUUUUGUUCGGAAGAGUAAUAUUUUACGUUGCAUUUCUCAAUGAAUGCAAUUGGUCAGUCAGUUUCCCGCUUUCGAAUGGACGCCAAAAUCUCUUAUACGAUUUUUUACAGCUCUUACGAGAUGUUUUAUGAUAAACUGUCAAUAAAGUUUUUUGUUGGUUUAUACCGUAAUGAAACAUUAAAAUCGUUAUCGAUACAUAUUCAAAAAAUGAUAACCUGAGGCUAUAAUUUUUCUUUAUCAAGUGAUAAGUUAAGGUUAUGUUUAUAUUUGUAAGCUAAGGAAAUGUGAUAAUAAUUGUAGUUUCGUUUAAAAUAAUUUAAACUUAAUACAAUUGUUACCAUGGAAUCUUUAAAAAUAUUCGAUAAUUUUAAAUUUAGUGACUUAAAUGAAGACUGGAUUCAAUCUGUGUGGAAUGGAGAAUUUAUGAUUUAUAAUGAACCACCUGAUGAGUACCUCAUGUUUUUAGAGAGUGAAGACAUGAAAUUACUUUUACAUGAAUCUUGUACUGUAAUACAAACUUGGCUAGAAGAAGGUAAAAAUCAGAAUAAUUCUGAAAAUUAUUGUUCUGAAAUAUCGUGGAACACAUUAAUUACUAUGAAUAUAAAUGUGCAUGCUUUAUUAGCCGUAUUGGGUUAUAUAAUAAAAACUGGUCAAAACAAAGAAACCAAUGAAGAAACAAGACAAUUAUGUCUAUAUGCAACUAAUUUAUAUUUUGUGCUUCUAACCAUUCCUGGUAGUAGUGCAUUUAAUAUAUUUCAUUCUAAUUUGUAUCAACAAGCUAUAGAGACACUUAAAAUGGGUUCCGAACAAUUACAACCUUCUAUUAAGAAACGUAAUAAAAGAAUAUAUUUAAAUGAUUUAAAUGUUACUGAUGAAUUAGUAAAUGAAAUCAAUAUUCUUUCACCUCAUGAAAAAGAAGUUCUUAUAAAAAAUUUAAAUAUUAUUAUUUGCAGCUUUAUUGUAAUGAUAAAAUCAUUUUGGUUUAAAGAUCAUGUACAGUCAUUAGAUAUUACUAUUCAUGGAUUAGUUGAAAUUACAAAGAUAGAAGAUGAUUGCACAGUCAUCCAAUGUUUUAAUAAACAAAUAGGUACUUUGGAUGUUUCAUUGCCACAAAAUGGUUAUAUGGCAUUAAAAGAAUUAUGUAAUAAUAAACAUGGACCUAUUGAAAUAACUAUAACAUUUAUAGCAAAGUAUAUAUUACCACGUUUAUUAUGUAGUCAUAUGGAUGCACAAAUAAAAUUUAUUACAAAUGUACGUGAACAUACUAUAAAUUUUUUAAAAAAUUUAUUACAUGAAUUUGAAAAAGAAGCUAAAACUGCAAUUCUAACAUUAAUACAACAUAUAAUGCUAACAUGUCCAGAUCGGUUUGAAGCUAGGCAAAGACAAGCUAAUGUGUUAGUAAAACUUUUUAAAAUAUGUAAACAGAAUACUGCAUUAGAAGCCUUUAAGGAUUUAAUAUUAUUAUCACAUCACUCAAAAAUACCUUUUAGAUUAUUUGCACAAGAAAUAAUUGGGAAAUUGUUACUUGAAUCUUUUUUAAUGAAUUGCAAUAUAAUUCAUAGUUUAAAAAUCAAAAUAAGAAGAAUAUUCUUUGCAAUUAUAUUGAAUAGAUGUAUGGAUUGUUCAUGUAUGGUAAGAGGAAAAGCUAUGGCAAUAAUUGCUGAAUUUACAGAAUCUGAUAAUGAAAUAGAUAAAGAAAUAUUUCAAACUAUAUUUAAAAAAUCUAAUACAAAUAAACAAUUACUUUCAUUUCAUGACAUAAAAGAUUCUCUAUUUAAGGACAUUGAUUUAUUACCAAGUUCAAAUAUUUUAAUAAUUAUGUUGAUAGAAAGAUUAGAAGAUGAAAGAGCAAUGGUACGACGAAGCUCAUUGCAAAUCUUGAGAAAUUUAAUUUUAAUGUUUCCAUCUUUGAUACAUGAAGUUUUAUCUGUAAUAAGUCUUAGAUGCAGAGAUCCAGUGUUAAUAGUGCGACGAUUUGCUGUACAAGUUUUAUCUCAACUUUUACAAGAAUUUCCAAAUAAUUCUCAACUUUUAAAUGAAUGGGUACGAACUGUUAUGCCACAAAUAUUUGAUAUUGAAAUUAAGGUACAAGAAAAAGUGCUAGAAUAUUUAGAAAGUCUAUUAUUAAAUAAAAUACAAAAUACUUCUAUAAGUAUUGAUAACACAGACAAUAAUUUGCCAUGGAAAAUUUUAAAUACUAUAAUUAAAAUGAAAAUGAGAAAACAUUUAUCAAAAGCUUGCAAUUUAUGGAUUAAGAAUGGUGUUGUUACCAAUUCUAUAAUAAACAAUAUACAAUCUCAUAUUGGAACAAAUAAUAACAUAGAAGCUUGGGUCUUCUUAGUUGCAUUGGCUGAAAAUACCAAUUUACCAAAUAUGAACACAUAUUUUUCAAAUUAUGAAGAAAUUUUUGUAGAAAAUAAUUUUUGCACAAGUUUAGUUCUACAAGCUUUAAGAUAUUCUUGGAAAUCAUUAAAUUAUGAAAUUUUAAAACAUCUUCAUAUUUAUUUAUAUGAAUGCUUACAACAAUUUAAAAUUAAUUUUGGAUUAAUUAGCAUUUGUUUAGAUAUUAUACAUAAUAUAAUUCACUAUUUAAAUCCUGACAAAAAUAAUAAUUUGCUAGAAACAAAUAUGUUAAAUCUCAUAAAACUUUCAGAAGUAGAAAUUGCAAAAAUUUUUGAAAGUGAAGAUCAAGCUAUUGAGGCAGCACCUAAUUAUUUAAAAGCUAUGUUUACAUUAGGACAUGCAGCAAUUUUAUGUAGCUGCAAAAUUUCACCAUUGUCAUUACGAAUUUUACAAGGAAUAUUAUUAGAAUGGGAUAUAUUACCAGAAAUAAUAAAAAAAAUAGAACAAUUGCAAGCUUCAGCAGUUACUAUUCUAGGACAACAAUCAAUGAGAGAUCGUGAAAUUGCAAAGGAAGUAGUCCCAAUAUUUGGUAAAUUAAUGAGACAAGAAAUAAAUUUAAAUUCGCUUGUCCAAAUUCCUGUAAGAAUAAAUGCUGCAAAAGCUUUAGCUGAUAUUUGUAUUAGAUUCACUGCUUUAGUUGAACCAUAUUUACCAGAUAUGUGUGUAAGUAUGAAGGAUUCAAAUCCACAAGUGCGUGAAGCUAUCAUGGUGAUAUUUAUUCAAUUACUUUUGGAAGAUUAUAUAAAAGUUAAGGGUCCUUUUUUUUUUCAUAUAUUAACAAUGUUAUCAGAUUCUGAUGAGAUGAUACGUGAAUUAACUAUUUUUCUUAUAGAAGAACGUCUUUUAACAAAAAAUAAAUCUUUAAUAUCACAACAAUUUUUACAGAGUAUAUAUCAUUAUAAUAAUUAUCAAUCUCAGCAUAAAGUUUAUCAUCUUAAACUCUGUGAAAAAGAAAAAAAAAUUUUAACACUUCCUGGAAGAAAGAAUGAAAAAAAACGAAAAGCAAUUUACGAUUUUAUGUUGGAUCAUUUAGAUCCUCCUGGAAAGAUAAGAUUACUUGUAAAAGUAACUAGUCAAAUACUUGGUGGGACUUGUGUUGAUUUAAUUGACAUUAAAAAAGAAGAAGGAGCAUGUGUUUUAAAAGAUGCAUUAUAUAUAAUUAGCAACAAUCAUUUACGUCCAUCAUCAUUUAAUAAACAAAAUGAUGAUGAUCAAGGUGAAAGUGAAGAAUAUACAGUUCAAACAAUUACUUCAACUUCUAAUGCAAUUAGCAUUAUUAUUGAAGGAAUAAAAAAACAUGGCUUAGAAGUUCUAUUACCUAUCUUAAUAAAGCUUAGAAUGAAAUUGUCUAUUCUAAAAUCACCAUUAGAAAAUGAUGUAAAAAAGAUUUUAAUUAAAACAUAUUCUGAAUAUAACAAAGAUCAACUAGCAAACAUAUUAAGUGAAUAUCCUAAACUGGAAAAAGAAGUGGAACAAUUUAAAAAACAAAUAGAAGAUAUUAGACUUGAUGAUGACAAUUUUACUGAAGAAGAGAUCUCUCCAUCAGAAAUGAAUAAUCAGAGUGCAUCUAACAAAAAUUUAAAUUUAAGAAGUAAUUUAUAUCCUAAAGUUGUAUUGCAACGUCUUUCACUUUCUGAUUUGUUAAAUUCUAGAAGUACAUCGGUAAAUUCUUUUUCACCAAUUAGUAUUUCAAAUGGUUAUAAUUCUCCAAUAUGUUCAAAUCCAAUUUUAUAUUCACCUUCUCAACCUGGUCCUAGUACAAGCACACCCAAAUCAUUUAAACAUUCUGAUUUUGAUAUAGAUAAUCAUGCCUCAAAAGUUAGAAGACUUUCUAGUUUUUUUCAAAAUGAAAAUAUAUUAACUAAUAUUGAUCAUAAAAUAAAAAAAAGAAAUAUUUUUCAAAUUCAAGAUGAUAGUGAGUCUGAUUAGAAUAUGUAAAACAAAUUAUUUUUGUUUUUUAUUUUUAUUUAUGAUGCAAUAUAUAGAAAUAUAAAAAAAAAUAUACCUACCUCUUAAUUUUUGUUGAAUACGAAAUGACGUUUGUGAAAUAGUAUACAUUCGAUUUUCCAAUUCUUUUUGUAUAUCUAAAAUAUAUAAAUUAUUAAUUAUCAGAUAAGCACAACAUUUGGUACUUUGAUCUUACCUUUAUUAGUAUAUGACAAAACAUUAUUAUGCAAAUUCCUUAUAAUAGCAGUAUUUUCAGCAAUAAGUUGAAUUAAAUCUCGAAUUCCUUCAACCUAUGUAUUAACAUUAUUUUAUAUCUAUUGCUAAUAUAAAAAUCUGUGAUAUUUAGAUGAUGACUUAAAUAUUCAUAUACAUGUACAUACAUACUUUAUCUAAUACUUCCUUCAAUUUUUUAUUUUGGUAAAUUUGAAUAUGUACAUCUUGUAAAAAUCCUUUACCAAAUGUAGUGCUAUUAUUUUGAUACUAAAAAGAUAAGAAAGGAAAAAAACAUUAUAUUAUAUAUAAUUUUUUCAACAGAAAAAUAAUAAUAUUCAAAUUUCAUAUGAAAUAUAAUUAUUUUUAAAUAUUUACUAUAAUAGGUUUUAUUAUUGAUAUAAUAUUUCAUGUGUAUUUUAUUUACUGUAAUGACAUGAUAUAAAUGAUAAUUUGAAUUUAUUAAAUAAUGAAUAAUGAUUAAAUACUAACAGCACGUAAUUCCGGCAUUCGAUCACGAACCAUGAUAGUUAUUGCUUGAAAAUCAGCGUAUAACUGAUAAUUUCGUGAAAACAUAUAAAAUUUAUUUUCUGUUAUCUAUCUUAUCAGUAGAGAUAAUUGAUAAAAUUCAUUAUAACGUUGACAUUAUUAUUUAUAAUCCGUUGCAUAUAAUUUAUAAAAAUAGUUAAAAAUAUUUGUAUAUUGUCUUAUUCUUUGAACAAUUUGACUCACUUCACAGUUAUACUGUAAUACUUGAAAGAUAUUUUGCAUUUGAAAUGAAAUAGGAAAUAAGCACUUAACAUCUGGAUACAAGGACAGCUUUGAAAUGAAUUGCAAACCUUUGACUUGUUCUUUCAUACAUUUUUUUUUAUAUUUGUAACAAUAAUAACAAUGAUUUUAUAACAUUUCAUUUUUUAAAAUAAAACUAUUUUAUUUUGUUUUUCCUAA
Molecule: messenger RNA, 5650 nt
Organism: Apis cerana (Asiatic honeybee)
Lineage: Eukaryota; Metazoa; Arthropoda; Insecta; Hymenoptera; Apidae
Product: condensin-2 complex subunit D3
Biological process (GO): meiotic chromosome condensation; mitotic chromosome condensation
Cellular component (GO): condensed chromosome, centromeric region; condensin complex
Molecular function (GO): histone binding
Source: RefSeq, a predicted model, not a curated record